Paramacrobiotus metropolitanus is the source of this 7718-nucleotide messenger RNA. Its product is annotated as ATP-binding cassette sub-family A member 7-like. The transcript has 22 exons. The record is from RefSeq and is a predicted model, not a curated record. Gene Ontology annotation, molecular function: lipid carrier activity; ABC-type transporter activity; ATP binding. The coding region runs from base 716 to 7534 and encodes 2272 amino acids. Gene Ontology annotation, cellular component: intracellular membrane-bounded organelle; membrane. NCBI's taxonomy places the organism in Eukaryota, Metazoa, Tardigrada, Eutardigrada, Parachela, Macrobiotidae. Gene Ontology annotation, biological process: transmembrane transport; lipid transport.
AAUACAACAUAUUAAAUAACAAAAAUUAUAAGAUACCGUACUCGCACCAUCAUUUUAGCUUUGCCAUAGAUUUGAGAGUCUUUCAUCUACAUACACAAUCACGUGUUUUUAUGCCACACCGUGAGGAACGCUAAAAAUUUUAUGGACAAUUUGCUGACGAAAGCUGUCUUGCGAUGUGUUUUAUCUCAUCCUUCUGUGUUUGUGAAUGAACUGGUGAAAAUCAGCAGAAAGCUUUCUUUCCAGUGCUCGCAGUCGGAGACUCAACAUUUGCCUCUUUGCAGUUUUUUUGUAUGGAAUUGGUUUUGUGUUUCAUAUUCCAACAGCAGUGAAACCAUAUGGAUGGAGCCAAACAAACACUAGCGAAUUGAUAUUUUAUAUUAACGGAUGUUGGAUAAUGAAGAAGAGCAUUGUUGAUUCGAUGAAGACAACGCUGAGCCUGAUCCGCUGCUGAUGUCCGUUUAUGCGCUCGUGCGAAGGCCUUGGAGUCCGUUUGCAGAUGGGAAUGAUGAUGUCUGCCGCGGCGUACUCAUUUAUUAAGGCAGUAUUUGGUUACAUGAUUAUCACAUCCUUUUGUUAACACCGCCGCCGAUACUGCCGAGUAAUUUCCGCACAAAUUGCUGCUUUUGCUUAUCGGCUGGUCUUCGUGCUGUUCCACGUGCGGAUUGAACGGAACAACAUUAAUAAAUUUUAUGGAUAUGAUUUUUAUCCCGGCAAGAUGAAUUUUGGGAAACAGCUAAAAUUGUUAAUAUGGAAAAAUUAUACUUUGCGCAAACGGCAACCAGUUCGAUUCCUCAUCGAAAUUGCUUGGCCUAUUGUAUUACUGGCACUUUUGGCACUGGUUCGCACGAGGAAUCUCCAAACCACCAUUCCGGAGUGCCAUUUCGAUGAAAAAGCACUUCCGUCAGCGGGAAUCUUACCUUUGUUGCAGAGUUAUGUGUGCACCUUCAACAACACGUGCAAACGGAAUUCUACGGACGAUGUGUACGGCACGGUCAACAUGUACCAUGAUUCCAUCAUAUCCAGAAUGUUUGCCAUUCUGGAAAGCAUGUUUUCUAACCAAACUCUGCAAGACGUCACAGCAGAAACGAUUCAGAGCACUGUUCAGCUCAUUCACACACUGGAAGAACUGGCAAACGGCGCUGAGAUAUCACCACAAAAUGGUUUACGAUUUCGUGAUGUUUUCCCGCUCACAGUAGAUCAAAUGUUGGACAUAGUGGAUCCGACCGGAAUGAACGUCUCAGAAGAACUGAUAACCGGUUUACUGGAAGCCAAAUUCAGGCCGUUUGUUCUUGGAGAUUUACUGCAAUUUCUUGUGGGGAAUCAACUGUUUUGUGACGGGGGUCGAUUACGAAAAGUGUUGGAGUUUGAUAAAAACGUCAGUGUGGAAGCGCUCGUGGCCGUUUUAUGUCCUGUGCCGGCUUCCACUUGGUUGCUCCAUCUGGGACCGGUGACUAAUCUGACUUUGAUAACGGGAAAAUUCCGCUUCAAGCAAUUUGAUCUAUCCUUUAUGUUUACGGCAUUGAAGGCCCGGAAGCUGUUGUCAGAAGUCAUGACAUCCGGGCAAAAACUGACGCCGUUUAAGAUCUUCAUCGAAGAAAUGCAGGACAGCUACCUGUACGCCAAUUCUAGUGGCAUGCAGUUUAUGGGAAAGUUUAUUUGUGGCGACAAUGCAGAAAUUUUCCGGUUGGAUGGCAGCAAACAAAAUAUGGUACAGAAGCUGCGGGAAACGCAAAUGAGUGGGAAUUACGUUCCACUUCGGUCCAAAGAAGACGACGACAUGAUCGAAGAACGGAGCAAUAAUUCAUCUCCAUUUUGCAACAGAGUUUUUGAUUUUUUCGAAAAGAAUUCGAAAAUUGCGAUACGAUUCUUGUGGAAACCUUUGAAGUCAUUCAUUCUAGGAAAGCUGUUAUAUACGCCAAACACGGCGGCAUCUAGAAGCAUUAUCAAACGAAUGAACGCUACAUUCGAAAGGAUAGAAAGUUUAAUUUGGACGGGGCGGCAAAUGAGCAAGAUGCUGCCUCAAGUAGCAGUGUUAUUGGAAGCUGUGGCUAACGAAACUUCCCGGAUGCAAAGCAGUUCGUCGGAAGGGUUUGGACAGAUUUUUGGGAUGUUUUCCAGAAUGAUGGGACUGACAGGAGUGAUGCCGAAUUUGGAUCAGAAAUGGUUUGAGGGCAUGCAGAUCAAUACAACAUCGAUGGAGACGUUGAAAAGCAACUUGCUCAUGUUUGCGGAAUUUUUGGGCAACGUGACCAGCUUUAUGGAAUGCGUGGAUCUCGACAAAUUCGUACCGAUGACCGAUGAGAAAGUCUUGAACAGCCAUGGGGGCAUGCUUGUGGAUAACGGAACAUUUUGGGCAGGAAUUGUUUUUGAGAACUUAGCCGAGCCAGUGCACAGAGCGGCCGAACAUGUUCCAUCUUUUAUCCGAUACAAAAUACGGUACGACGUGGAGAAAGUUGAUUCUACUGGACGAAUAAAGGAUCGGUUUUGGCGUCCUGCUCCGCGGCGUCAGCCAUUGACAGAUAUGAAAUAUUGGACAUACGGUUUCAUACAAUUACAAGAUUCCAUUGAACGGGCAAUCAUGGCUGAAAUGUUGAAUUCGACUGAAAGUCUGCCGGGAUUAUAUUUGCAACAAUUUCCCUAUCCAUGUUACAUUGAGGACUCCUUUUUCAUGGCUAUCUCGCGGAACUUUCCACUGAUCAUGACCCUUGCAUGGGUUUACACCGCCGCAAUGCUAGUGAAAAGCAUUGUCUACGAAAAGGAGAAGCGCUUGCGGGAAACCAUGAUGAUGAUGGGCAUGAGCAAUGCUGCUAAUUGGUUGUCUUGGUUUUUGGAGACUUUUGUUAUUAUGCACUUAUCCAUCAUCUUUAUGGUGAUAAUCCUUGUAUAUGGGAAAAUACUUAUGCAUUCCAGCUGGGCAGUGAUCUACGUUUUUCUUUUGACGUUCUGCUUAUCAACCAUUGCAUUCGGAUUUUUUUUAAGUGUAUUAUUUUCGAAAGCCAAUAUUGCAGCGGCAGCCGGUGGAAUUUUAUAUUUCUGCACCUUCAUGCCUUAUUCACUACUGAUUAUCUGGGAAGACCGAAUCCCGUUCGGUCUCAAAGUAUUUUCAUGCUUUAUUCCGAACGUGGCGUUCGGGUGGGGAUCCAAUUUUUUCGCGCGUUUUGAAGAACAAGGCAUUGGUGUGCAGUGGAACAAUAUUGCGCGCAGCCCGUUGGAGAAUGACCCCUUUUGUCUCAUCCAUUGCAUUCUAAUGCUGAUCGGCGAUGCGCUGCUCAUGUUCCUUUUAACGUGGUACCUUGAAGCGGUUAUGCCAGGGGAAUAUGGCAUUCCCCGACCGUGGUAUUUCCCAGUGACCAAAUCCUAUUGGUUUGGCAUAAAGCCGCGAAAGAUCCGCUCGGAUGAGGAAGCAGCAGUGGAUGUGAAAUCUGAUGGAGGAAGUAACUUCGAACCGGAACCACUGAACUUGGAACGUGGCGUGGAAAUUCACAAUUUGAAGAAAGUGUACGGGAAUGGAAAGUUGGCUGUGGAUGGAUUAUCGCUGAAUGUUUACGAGGGGAUUACGGCUCUGCUGGGACAUAAUGGUGCCGGUAAGACCACGACAUUUUCUAUUUUGUGUGGACUUUUCCCGGCCACAUCAGGGAAUGCUAAGAUCUACGGAUACGAUGUUAUGACCGAAAUGGAUUCGAUACGAAAGAGCUUUGGCUUUUGUCCGCAGCAUAAUGUUUUAUGGGACGGAUUAACCGUGGAGGAACAUCUGUAUUUCUAUGCCAGUCUGAAACUGUCUGAUCCGGUGGCGAUAAAAUCGGAGAUCGACAUGAUGAUCGGAAGUGUGGGGCUGCCACAUAAGCGGCAUGAGAAAGCCGCUAAUUUAUCCGGUGGGAUGCAACGGAAAUUGUCUGUUGCCAUUGCCUACAUAGGUGGAGCAAAGGUGGUUUUGUUGGAUGAACCGACGGCCGGUGUGGAUCCAUGGGCACGACGUGGAAUCUGGAAUUUGCUGAUUCGAUUUAGAAAGGAUAGAACGACCAUAAUGUCCACGCAUUUCCACGGGGAAGCCGAUACCCUGGCUGAUCGGAUUGCUGUGAUCGCUGAUGGAAAGUUGAUUUGCGGAGGAUCGCCAGUUUUUCUGAAAUCGCGAUUUGGAAAUGGAUAUUAUUUGACUCUGGUCAAAGCGUCGGGAGCAACAAAUGUGGAAGAAGUCACCCGAUUUGUUCAGGAAUUUAUUCCGGAAGCACUGUUGAUUGAAGACGUUGGAGCGGAGUGUGCGUUUGUGCUGCCCAUGUCGGCCAGCCGUGAUGGCCGGUUUGGAAUGUUAUUCGAAGCACUGGAUGCGAGAAUGGGUUUCUUGGAUGUUUCCAGUUAUGGUGUACGGGAUACAUCGUUAGAGGAAGUUUUUCUUCGUGUUAUGGAAACGCAUGAUAGCGCCAAACCAGGAACCGAGGACGACAUUGCUACUCGCAUAACGGAAGAGGGAUUUCUGGCCAAAACACGACGGCGACUAUCCACAACGGUUGUUAACGAACCUUUGGAUAACUCUCUGCCUGUAACAGGAUUUAAUUCACCAGUUCCACCUGAUAUCGAUGAAUGGGACCACGGGAAUUUAGUCACAAAGCGCCUGCAGGGGUCACAGCUGCUGUGGCAGCAGAUGAAGGCGAUGCAUUCGAAACGUUUCCACAACAUGAGGCGUAGUAAGAAGAGCUUUUUCUGUGAAAUACUUCUCCCAGCCCUCUUUGUUUGUUUGGCAAUGGUUGUUACUUUGUUGACACCAUUUCCCCUGGAAAUGCCGCCACUAGAGUUAACACCUUGGCUGUAUGGACCGCCGAACUAUGUUUUUUUCUCGAAUGACCGCCCAAGCGAUACCAAUGCUUCAGCACUGGUGAACAUGCUAUAUGAAGGGCCUGGAAUGGGAACACGCUGCAUGGACGGUGAUCCUGUUACGGGAAAGGCGUGCGUGCCAACAGCAAAGGCAGAUAAAAGUCAUCUCCUUCCGAACUAUGUUGUGUCUCGGAAUGCCACUCCAGCAUGUAGCUGUGAGAAAGGUGGUCAGCAGUGUCCCGAUGAUGCUGGCGGUCCGGAUCCGCCAUGCAUACUUCUGAACACGACAGAUAUGCUGUGCAACAUGACCAACCGAAAUAUUACGGACUGGCUUUUAAAGACCGCUAAAAGGUUUGAUAGUUCGCGUUACGGUGGCUACUCGUUUGGACAGGUCGACUCAUUCGCACGAUUCAAUUUUACCCAUUGGGCGAGCGUAGUAGCGCAAAUGUUGUCCAACGCUAACGUGACCCAGCGGGGUGUCAAUGAUGGAAUGGGCAAAUUAUGGAAGGAUUUUAUCAUGAUGUUGUCGCAGAUGUUUCAACAGGACAACAUAAAAGUGUGGUUUAACAACCGCGGCUGGGCAAGUUCAGUUUCAUAUGUCAACGCUAUAAACAAUGUCCUACUUCGAAGUCGGUUGAAGCCUGAUCAGAAUCCCGCAAAAUAUGGAAUGCUCGCCAUUAAUCACCCGCUGAACCGCACGGAAGAGCAGAUGGAAGACCAGGUGAUGAAGGAAAGUGCGAAAGCCCUGCUUCAUGCCGUUUGCGUAAUUUUUGCCAUGUCCUUCGUGCCGGCUAGUUUCGUUAUGUUUCUGAUUGAGGAGCGAGUGUCAGGAGCGAAAAACUUGCAGUUUACGGCUAAAAUCAAACCGUGGUUAUACUGGGUGUCGACUUACAUGUGGGAUAUUUGUAAUUAUCUUUUGACUACGGUGAUUUGUGUUUUAAUUUUUAUCGCUUUCAAUGAGCAAAACUACGUAUCUCCGCGCAAUCUGCCAGUUUUGGUGUGCCUAUUGGCACUGUACGGUUUCGCAGCCAUUCCUAUGAUGUACAUUCCAAGUUUCUUCUUUCGCGUACCCAGUUCUGCCUUUGUCGCGUUGGCCUGUUUGAAUUUGUUUCUCGGUAUUGUCUCGACCAUUUCCGUAUUUAUAUUGGAAUUGAUGGAUGAUCAGGAACUGCAGGAUAUCGCUAAAAUUCUCAGGCAGGUAUUCUUGGUUCUCCCGCAUUACUGCCUGGGCCGCGGAUUGAUGGACAUGGCCAUUGGGCAAGUGAAGGCCGAUGUGUUUGCCCGCUUCGGACAGGAAGUGGAUGACCAUCCGUUUGAGUGGAAUUUUGCCGGACGCAAUAUUGCUUGUUUGUGUAUUGAGGGAGUUCUGUUUUUCGCCGUGACAUUGUUGAUUGAAUACCGCUUCUUUUGGCGACCGAGACGGCUUGCGACUCCCAUCAUGUCAGCUGGGCAGGAGGAUAAGGAUGUGGCCAAGGAACGAGCUCGAAUUAUGAGCGGCGCAGCUGAUGGUAGUGUUUUAAAAGUUGCUGAUCUGACAAAAGUCUUUCGGCAGCGCAAACGUCUGCACGUAGCAGUGGAUAAGAUCAAUGUUGGAGUUGGGAAAGGAGAAUGUUUUGGCUUGCUUGGAGUCAAUGGGGCUGGCAAAACAACUACCUUUAAAAUGCUAACGGGAAAUCUGUAUCCGACAUACGGAGAUGCCUACGUCAACGGGCACAGCAUAUCCACGGAUCUGGAUGGAGCGCGCCGAUACAUCGGCUAUUGCCCGCAGUUUGAUGCUAUUCACAAUUUGCUUACUGGACGUGAGCAUCUGGAAUUUUAUGCGCGCAUCCAUGGAAUUCCAGAAAAAUAUGUUUUCAAGGCUGUAGAAAGAGGCAUCAGCCGGCUGCAGCUCUCAGCUCAUGCUAGACGCUGUGCCGGUACGUAUUCAGGUGGAAAUAAGCGAAAAUUAUCUACAGCCAUAGCGCUCAUCGGUGAUCCGGAUAUUGUUUUUCUUGAUGAGCCCACAACCGGAAUGGAUCCCAAGGCUCGGCGAUUUUUGUGGAACUGUAUUUUAAGUAUGCUGCGCGAAGGUCGCUCCGUUAUCCUGACGUCGCACAGCCUGGAAGAAUGCGAGAAUCUUUGCACAAAACUCGCUAUAAUGGUGAAUGGUCGUUUCCAGUGUGUCGGUAGCCUGCAACACUUGAAAUCUCGUUUCGGCUUUGGAUACUCUGUGAUCAUCCGAUGCAAUCCAACCGCAAUGUACCGGGUCUGUGACUUUAUGGAAACUACUUUCCGGGGUGCCCGCAUGCAGGAGCGGCAUUACAACACCGUACAGUAUCGCAUUCCUCUGCGCGGUCUCAAACUAGCCCAGAUCUUUGCGGCUAUCGAGAAUAAUCGCCAGGAACUGGAGAUUGAAGACGCUUCGGUCAAUCAGACUAACCUGGAAGAUAUUUUCAUAGAGUUUGCCAAACACCAGACCGAUCUCGCGGCCGAUGAAGUGCUGCCGGAUGAGAUUGAUCCCGUCAGGGAGACCGUGGUGGACGCACGGGCAUAUGACGCGUCUAGCACGAAUAGCUCGAAUUUGACAGGAAAAUUCGAGUGGGAUCGGGCUCCGGAUUUUCAUGAUUCUAUGGAAAUGUUGGUAGUGGAUAACGAAACAACUGCUAACGCUUCGCUUUGUGCAUGCGGCUCUUUCCUACGUUUCCCUGCUCGAUGCUGCAUGCUACCUCAUUCAUUGAGAUCCUAAGUCCAGUGUCUUUCGCAGUGCUUUCAAAUAACUGAGAAUGAUUGGCUUACGCAAUCCAGGUGACACAUGUUAUUUUAAAACGGUGCUGAUUUGUGCUAGUUUGGAAAUGUGAUGGAUACUUUUGUCGAUUGUGUUAACUGUGAAAACAGAAAAUAUUAUUAAUAUGUGUUAAAAUGGUAUUAAA